Messenger RNA from Emiliania huxleyi CCMP1516, 2910 nucleotides. RefSeq names its product peptidase M16. Gene Ontology annotation, molecular function: metalloendopeptidase activity; metal ion binding. The record is from RefSeq and is a predicted model, not a curated record. Lineage: Eukaryota; Haptophyta; Isochrysidales; Noelaerhabdaceae. The transcript has 10 exons. The coding region runs from base 1 to 2910 and encodes 969 amino acids. Gene Ontology annotation, biological process: proteolysis.
AUGCGUGCGGCUACGGAGAGUGCCUCUCGCCGCGCGCUGCUGUCGCUCUGCUCCGCUCUGCUGGCGACUCCCACGCCAAGCCCUGCCGCAGCGGCGGCCGCGGCUGCAGCGGCACGCGGGCUGCAGACCUUUGACAUCGCCGCCUCGGAUCUCGACCGCCGCAGCUUCCGUGGCAUGCAGCUCAGCAACGGACUGCGGGUGCUGCUGUGCUCAGACCCCGAGGCGGGCAAAGCGGCCGCCUCGAUGAACGUGGCGGUCGGCUCCAUGUCAAACCCGGUGGAGUGGCCGGGGCUGGCGCACUUCUGCGAGCACAUGCUCUUUCUCGGCACCAAGCGCUUCCCGGGCGAGGGCGAAUUUGAGAGGUUCAUUGCGGCCAACGCUGGAUCGAACAAUGCCUUCACCGGCUCCGAGGAGACAAACUACUUCUUCUCGGUGAACGGCGACGCGUUGCCUGGUGCGCUAACACGCUUCGCCGACUUCUUCACCGCGCCGCUCUUCAGCGAGAGCGGCACCACUCGCGAGGUGGACGCCAUCGACGCAGAGCACGCAAAGAACCUGCAGUCAGACUUUUGGCGCUCGGACGCCGUGCUGCGCCUCCGCGCGCGGCCAGACCACCCAUACUCGCGCUUCUUCACCGGCAACCGGCAGACUCUGCGGGGAGGCGACGCCGACGCGCGUGCCGCACUCUUCGCCUUCCACCGGGCCUUCUACCGCGCUCCGCAGAUGGCGCUCGCCGUCGCGGGGCCGCAGUCGCUCGACGCGCUACAGCGGCUUGUGCAGGCAAACUUCGGCGCGCUCCCGCCUGGGCCGGCGCCUCCCGCGAGCGCCGCGUACGACGCGUUGCCUCCGCCGUUUGACACGCAGCCGCAGGCGGAGCCGCCGGUGGCGACGGUGCUGGUUCCCGUGCGAGAGCAGCGCUCGGUGACGGUGACGUGGUGCCUGCCCGUGGAGGACCCGGACGAGUGGUGGCGCGCCAAGCCCGACUCAACCGUGGCAAAGGGACUGGCGAGCUCCGUCGACGGCUCUAUCGACGAGUUCACGCGCUCCUUCGUCGUCCUGACGGCGUACAUCGGCCUCACGCCGCAGGGGCUGCAGCGCUGGCCCGAGGUGGUCUCUGCCCUCUUUUCGUACCUCGCGCUGCUGCGCGAGGAGGGAGUGCCGCCUCACGUCUACGCCGAGGAGCGGCGGAUGCGCGAGUUGGCCUUCGCGUUCGCCGAGCCCGCGCCGCCGAGCAGCUUUGUGCAGAGCGCCUCCGGCAACCUCUUCCUCUUCCCGCCUCGGGAGUGGCUGCGCGGCCCGCUGCUUGCGGGCGAGGGGGCGGAGCCGCUCGUGAGGUCAAUCCUCGAGGGGCUCACGCCGCAGGCGGCGGUCGUCAAGCUGACUGCGCGCGAGCUGGCCCCGCUGGCAACACGAGUCGAGCCCGUCUACAGCGCGAGCUACGGCGAGAUGCCGAUCGGCAGGGAGGUGGCCGCGUGGUCGGCAGCCCCGCGCCUCGAUGGCCUGGCGGACGAACGGUUUGGGAGGCCCAAGGCGUUCGCCUUCGUCUCGCUGCGCACGCCGCAGCUGUACGAGAGUGCCGCCGCCGCGGCUCAGGCCGAGCUCUACGCGGCGCUCCUCUCCGACGCGCUGCAAGACGUGACGUACCAGGCGGCACGCGCAGGGCUCUCCGCGGGCGCCUCCGUCGGUUGGCAGGGCCUGUCUCUCUCCCUCUCGGGGUACGACCAGCGGCUGCCCGAGUUGGCGGCGCUCGUGGCCGACUCGCUCCGCACGUUUGACGUGGCGCCGCUCGCGUUCGAGCGGCAGCGCGACGGCUUGCUCCGCCAGCUGAGAGGCGCGGACAAGCGGCAGCCCGUCGAGCAGGCGGCGUACCGGCGCAACCUCGCUCUCGAGACGCCGCGCUACACCAACGAGCAGCUCGCCGCCGGGCUCGAGAAGGCGACGCUGCCGCAGGUCCUCGGCCUGCAAAGGCGGCUGCUGCCCGAGGUUGAGGUCGAGGCGCUGCUCUGCGGCAACGUCGCGGAGGGACAGGCGACACAGCUCGUGCUGAAGCUGCUGAACGCACUGGGCUCGCGGCCGCUGCCGGUGGCGCGCCGCCCCGUGCGCCGCGUGCGCGUGCUGCCCGCUGGGGAGCGCACGCUGCAGCAGUUCGUCGCGGCGAGUCAGGCCGAGGUCAACUCUGCGACGGAGGUCUACUUCCAGGUUGGCGGCGACGAGGCCGACGACUGGGUGCUGCUCACGCUGCUGAGCCAGUUGAUGUCCAAGGCACCCUACGGCCACGGGACCGAACCACUGGAUUCAGGCUCUGGAGGGCUCUCCUUCCUCGUGCAGAGCAAGGUUGCCGCGCCCGAGGCCGUGGAGGAGCGCAUCGAGGCGUUCCUGCGGCUCUUCCGCGGCACCCUCCUCCUGCUCGGCGAGGCGGAGGUGCAGUCAUACGCCGCCUCCAUCGCCGCGCAGUUCACCGACGCGGGGCGGCUGUGGGCCGAGUGCACGCGGCGGAGAUACGACUUUGAGCGGCCGUGGCGCAGCGCCGAGAAGGUCAAGCGCCUAACGCGCGAGCAGCUGAUCGCCUUUUUCGACCGCCACGUAGCGAGCGGCAGCCCGACGCGCCGGCAGCUGUCGACACACGUGUACGCGCAGAGCAUGGCGCCACCCCAGCUGCGGGUGCAGCUGCCGGGAGACGAUUUCUACCCGGCGCCGAGGGACUUGCUACUCGCGCUCAAGGCGCUCUUCCGGGCUUGCCGUGCGUACGGCCUAGGCGAACAGUUCAACACUGCGGCGCAAGACGAGGGAACCUUUGCCGAGUGGCUCGACGAGCUGCCGAUCGAGGUGGCUGCGGCGACCGCCCGGCUGCUCAAGCACCACGCGCGCUCUCCGGCGCACGUGCCGGAGCCGUCCGACUGUAGCGACUAG